Molecule: messenger RNA, 303 nt
Organism: Hyaena hyaena (striped hyena)
Lineage: Eukaryota; Metazoa; Chordata; Mammalia; Carnivora; Hyaenidae
Product: non-histone chromosomal protein HMG-14-like
Biological process (GO): chromatin organization
Cellular component (GO): nucleus; chromatin
Molecular function (GO): nucleosomal DNA binding
Source: RefSeq, a predicted model, not a curated record
AUGCGGAAGAGGAAGAACAGCUCCAUGGAAAAGGCAGUGAAGGACGAGAGCAAGAGGAGACCAGCAAGAUUGUCGGCCAAACCUGCUCCUGCAAAAGUAGAAUUGGAGCCAAAAAAGGUGGCAGGGAAGGAUAUACUUUCAGACAAAAAAGUGCGAACAAAGAGGAAAAGGGGAGCAAAGGGAAAAUAGGCUGAAGCGGCUAACCAAGAUGAAGAAGACUUACCUGCAGAAAAUGGAGAAACUAAAAAUGGGGAGAAUCCAGCCUCUGAUGAGGCAAGAGAGAAAGAGAUCAACUUUGAUUAA